This is a messenger RNA of Equus caballus (horse), 7164 nucleotides long. RefSeq names its product platelet derived growth factor receptor alpha (gene PDGFRA). Gene Ontology annotation, biological process: embryonic cranial skeleton morphogenesis; protein phosphorylation; positive regulation of kinase activity. The record is from RefSeq and is a predicted model, not a curated record. Lineage: Eukaryota; Metazoa; Chordata; Mammalia; Perissodactyla; Equidae. Gene Ontology annotation, cellular component: plasma membrane; signaling receptor complex. Gene Ontology annotation, molecular function: ATP binding; platelet-derived growth factor binding; platelet-derived growth factor alpha-receptor activity.
GAUUAGUUUUAGAAGGAUGGACUAUAACAUUGAAUCAAUUACAAAAAGCGGUUUUUGAGCCCAUUACAGUUGGAGCUAGAGGGAGAGAAACAGAGGAGGGGACUCCAGGAGAGGACUGGAGGCCGUGGACACACUUUUUACUCCAUAUGUAGGAUUUUCAUUGCGAAUUGACAGAGAAGGAGAAGCAACUGGGAUUUGAGGAAUUUCGAACUGCGCUCCAAGGGGCCCUCAUUGUGCGCUGUGGUCCCCACCCCCACCCGUCUCGGAGCGCCCCCUUCCUCGGUGAAAUCGUUUCUGCAAAGCCCCGGGGCUCUGCUACUGCCCAGUCCCGGCCGCAGGAAGGAAGGAAGGAAGGUCGCCAGAAAAGUGCUGAACUUCUAGGGGAAGUUAAGGACGACUCGAAACGGAGAAACUUGGUUCCCAGUUUUCCAGAACUAUGGGGACUUGCCAUCGGGCACUCCUGGUCUUAGGCUGUCUCCUCACAGGGCCCAGCCUAAGCUUCUGCCAGCUUUCAUUACCCUCCAUCCUCCCAAAUGAAGAUGAAAAGGUUGUGCAGCUGAACUCAUCCUUUUCUCUGAGAUGCUUUGGGGAGAGCGAAGUGAGCUGGCAGUACCCCAUGUCUGAAGAAGAGAACCCUAACGUGGAAAUCAGAAAUGAGGAAAACAACAGUGGCCUUUUUGUGACGGUGCUGGAAGUGGUCAGUGCCUCAGCAGCCCACACGGGAUUGUACACUUGCUAUUACAACCACACGCAGACAGAAGAAAGCGAGAUCGAAGGCAGGCGCAUUUACAUCUAUGUGCCAGACCCUGAUGUGGCCUUCGUACCUCUAGGAAUGACAGACUAUUUAGUCAUCGUGGAGGAUGAUGAUUCUGCCAUCAUCCCUUGUCGCACGACUGAUCCUGAGACUCCAGUGACCUUACUCAGCAGUGACGGGGUGGUACUCGCCUCCUACGACAGCAGACAGGGCUUUAACGGAACCUUCAGCGUCGGGCCCUACAUCUGCGAGGCCACCGUCAAAGGGAAGAAGUUUCGGACCAUCCCAUUUAAUGUUUAUGCUUUAAAAGCAACAUCAGAACUUGAUCUAGAGAUGGAAGCUCUUAAGACUGUGUAUAAGUCGGGGGAAACGAUUGUGGUCACCUGUGCCGUCUUUAACAACGAGGUGGUUGACCUUCAGUGGACUUACCCUGGAGAAGUGAAAGGCAAAGGCAUCACAAUGCUGGAGGAAAUCAAGGUCCCGUCCAUCAAAUUGGUGUACACCCUGAGCGUCCCCGAGGCCACGGUGAAAGACAGUGGAGAUUACGAAUGUGCUGCCCGCCAGGCCACCAGGGAGGUCAAAGAAAUGAAGAAAGUCACCAUUUCUGUCCAUGAGAAAGGCUUCAUUGAAAUCAAACCCAACUUCAGCCGGCUGGAAGCCGUUGACCUGCAUGAGGUCAAACAUUUUGUGGUGGAUGUGCAGGCCUACCCGCCUCCUAGGAUAUCCUGGCUGAAGGACAACCUGACUCUGAUCGAAAAUCUCACUGAGAUCACCACUGACAUAGAAAAGAUCCAGGAAAUAAGGUACCGAAGCAAAUUAAAGCUGAUCCGUGCAAAGGAAGAAGACAGUGGUCAUUAUACUAUUGUAGUUCAAAAUGAAGAUGAUGUAAAGAGCUAUACCUUUGAACUCUUAACUCAAGUUCCCUCAUCUAUUCUGGACUUGGUCGACGACCACCAUGGCUCUACCGGGGGUCAGACUGUGAGAUGCACAGCUGAAGGGACCCCUCUUCCUGACAUUGAGUGGAUGAUUUGCAAGGAUAUUAAGAAAUGUAAUAAUGAAACUUCGUGGACGAUUUUGGCUAACAACAUCUCAAACAUCAUCACGGAGGUCCACCCCCGAGACAGGAGUACUGUGGAGGGCCGAGUGACGUUUGCCAAAGUGGAGGAGACCAUUGCCGUUCGGUGUCUGGCUAAGAAUCUCCUUGGGGCUGAGAACCGAGAGCUGAAGCUGGUGGCUCCCACUCUACGUUCUGAACUCACAGUGGCAGCUGCGGUCCUGGUGCUGUUGGUGAUUGUGAUCAUCUCACUUAUUGUCCUGGUUGUCAUUUGGAAGCAGAAACCGAGGUACGAAAUUCGUUGGAGGGUCAUUGAAUCAAUCAGCCCUGAUGGACAUGAAUAUAUUUAUGUGGACCCGAUGCAGCUGCCUUAUGACUCGAGAUGGGAGUUUCCAAGAGAUGGCCUCGUGCUUGGUCGUAUCCUGGGAUCUGGUGCGUUUGGGAAAGUGGUCGAAGGAACUGCUUAUGGAUUAAGCCGGUCCCAACCUGUCAUGAAAGUAGCUGUGAAGAUGCUAAAACCCACAGCCAGAUCUAGUGAAAAACAAGCUCUCAUGUCGGAACUGAAGAUAAUGACUCACCUGGGGCCGCAUUUAAACAUUGUGAACUUGCUGGGAGCCUGUACCAAGUCAGGCCCAAUUUACAUCAUCACAGAGUACUGCUUCUAUGGGGAUUUGGUCAACUAUUUGCAUAAGAAUAGGGACAGCUUCCUGAGCCGCCACCCAGAGAAGCCAAAGAAAGAGCUGGACAUCUUUGGAUUGACCCCUGCUGAUGAAAGCACACGGAGUUAUGUUAUUUUAUCUUUUGAAAACAAUGGUGACUACAUGGACAUGAAGCAAGCUGAUACCACACAGUAUGUCCCCAUGCUGGAGAGGAAAGAGGUUUCUAAAUAUUCGGACAUCCAGAGGUCGCUGUAUGAUCGCCCAGCCUCAUAUAAGAAGAAAGCUAUGUUAGACUCAGAAGUCAAAAACCUCCUUUCGGAUGAUAACUCAGAAGGCCUAACUUUGCUGGAUUUGUUGAGCUUCACUUAUCAAGUUGCCCGAGGAAUGGAGUUUUUGGCUUCAAAGAAUUGUGUCCACCGGGACCUGGCUGCUCGCAACGUCCUCCUGGCACAAGGGAAAAUUGUGAAGAUCUGUGACUUUGGCCUGGCCAGAGACAUCAUGCAUGAUUCCAACUACGUGUCCAAAGGCAGCACCUUUCUCCCUGUGAAGUGGAUGGCUCCUGAGAGCAUCUUCGACAACCUCUACACCACGCUGAGUGACGUCUGGUCUUACGGCAUUCUGCUCUGGGAGAUCUUUUCUCUUGGUGGCACACCCUACCCUGGCAUGAUGGUGGAUUCUACUUUCUACAAUAAGAUCAAGAGUGGGUACCGGAUGGCCAAGCCUGACCAUGCCACCAGUGAAGUCUAUGAGAUCAUGGUGAAGUGCUGGAACAGUGAGCCGGAGAAGAGGCCCUCCUUUUACCACCUGAGUGAGAUUGUGGAGAAUCUGCUGCCUGGACAAUAUAAAAAGAGUUAUGAAAAGAUUCACCUGGACUUCCUGAAGAGCGAUCAUCCCGCCGUGGCACGCAUGCGCGUGGACUCUGACAACGCCUACAUUGGCGUCACCUACAAAAAUGAGGAAGACAAGCUGAAGGACUGGGAGGGUGGCCUCGACGAGCAGAGGUUGAGUGCGGACAGUGGCUACAUCAUCCCUCUGCCGGACAUCGACCCUGUUCCGGAGGAGGAAGACCUGGGCAAGAGGAACAGACACAGCUCGCAGACCUCUGAAGAGAGUGCCAUCGAGACAGGUUCCAGCAGUUCUACCUUCAUUAAGAGAGAGGAUGAGACCAUUGAGGACAUCGACAUGAUGGACGACAUUGGCAUAGACUCCUCAGACCUGGUGGAGGACAGCUUCCUGUAACUGGCAGAUUCAAGGGGUACCUUCCACCUCUGGAGCCACCUUGGAUCCUUUCACGAAAACCACUUUACUGCAGUGCAGAGUUUCAGAGGAGGACUUGGAUGACGUGUAAAGAGAAGUUCCCAGCCAAGGGCCUCAGGGAGCCUUCUAAAUAUGAAUGGAUGAGAUAUUUUGGAGUGAACUUUUUCAGCACUGCCUCUUGGCAGUGCUUUAGUAGCAUCUCAGCGGUGUGUGAAGUUUGGAAGUAGACGGACAAGGAAAUAAUAGGCCGUGGAAGACGAACUUUGUAUUUCAAGGGCAUUGGUGAGAUUCCAACAUACACAUUUUUUACUGCAACAAAACUCCAGCAUUGUAAUUAUGUAAAUAACUCUAACCAAGGGCGUGUUUAGAUUUGUAUUAACUGUCUUCUCUGGACUUCUGAAAAGACCACUCAACCCAUCCAUGUACUUCCCGCUUGAAACCUGGUGUCAGCUGCUGUUGAAAUUUUUUAUGAAGUACAUGCAAAACCACUUUUGAACCUUAAAAGGUACUGGUACUAUAGCAUUUUCCUUUUUUUUUAGUGUUAAAGGAUAAAAGAUAACAAUUAACCGAACUCAUUUGAUAGAUUUGGGUCAUUUAGAAGCCCAGCAACUCAUUUUUAUACUAUAAUCUAUGUUUAUAAUAAUACUACUGUUAUCAGUAAUGCUAAAUGUAUAAUAUGUAACACGUUUUCCCUACAGAGAAAGCACAAUUUUUAAAAAUCCUUACUAAGUAGGUGACAAGUUUGACAGUUUUUGACAUUUAUAUUAAAUAACAUAUGUUUCUCUAUAAAAUAUGGUAAUAGCUUUAGUGGAUUAAAUUUAGUUGAACAUAGAGAACAAAGUAAAAGUAGUGUCUUCCAGGAAGUCAGAGUUUUUAACUGUGUACUGAGUAGGUUCCCUAGUCCCUUGUACUAAACAAUCAACUGCCCUCUGAAGUAAUGGGAUUCGAAAAGCAAACCAACCCCCUAAAUCCUAAACAUUCUCAAUAGAAAGGCAGGCCUAUGCCUAACAGGACUUCUCAUGUUGUUACCAAUGGAAAAUAUGGUCAUCAGCAGAAAGACUGGAUUUGCAGAGGUUUUUUCAUGCCUAGUGAUAACUUUGGUGGGCCCCAACAUACAUAGUUUUUAAAUUCUACAAACCCUACAAGAGUUGGAAGGAUGCCCUGCACAUCAGCUGCCUUCCUUCAUCUCUUACCCCAAAGAGGAGUAGUUUGAAACCCUGAGACUAUAAAGGCAUUGUUUAGUGGAGGCUGUGUGUGCAUGAGCCUGGAUCCUUGGUUCCCAAAUGUAACUGGCAACCAGAGUCCCCAGAUCCUAGGUCCCCAUCCCAAAGAUUCCGAAUCAUUAGGUCUGGUGGGGAGCAGAAACCUAUGUUUUUAUAAACUCCCUGCCUGUUCUGAUCAGCCAGGUUUGGGAAACACCAGCUUGGGUUACAGGAAGUUGCCAUGGGAAAAAAAUAAUUUGAAAUGUGGAACUGGGCUGGAAGUCAACCAUAUAGGAAACCUACCAUUUGAAUCCUUGGCGCUGGGUCAGUUGACAUUUAAUGCUAUCUAUCUAGCAAUUGCUACCCUUAAUUGAACUUUCCAGUCUUAGCUGAGGCUGGGAAAGCUAAAUCUUGGUUUGGCAGGUCUUCUAAAAGUAAAGACACUGCUUCUCUCUGAAUGGGGGAACUGAACUUGCCCUCCUCCCCCGGAAAAGGCGUGAACACAAAGGACGCACUUCUGUGUGCUGAGUCUCUGUGUAACCAGGUCAAUCUUUGGGUGAAAAAAAUUUAAAAGUUUUACUGAAAUUUUGGUGUUAAUGGGAGGACAAAUUGUUGCAUCCAUCUAAACAGUCACGCUGGUGGGUGUGAGCUCAUUGGCAUUCUUUGCAGUAUGGCUUAACAUUGCUGACACCAUAUGAAUGAAACAUGGGCAUGAUUACUGCAAUCACUGUAUGUGCUCCUGGCAGGUGAUGCUCUGGAAGAUGGAGAAGCAAUAACAAGGUACUUGACUACCUACUGGUGUAAUCUCAAUGCAAGCCCCGAAUUUCUUAUCCACCUUUUUCAUAGUAAGUGUGAAGACUGAGCCAGAUUGGCCAAUUAAAAAAGAAAACCUGACUAGGUUCUGUAGAACCAAUUAGACUUGAAAUACAUAUGUGUUUCUAGAAUCACAGCUCGAGCAUUCUAUUUACCACUCACUCUCCCAUGUACAGCCUUCUUUUCUUGGUGCUUUGCAUUUUGAUGUUCCUUUGAGUCUUGUGUGACAUCAUGAGGCUGGAUGAAAAUUCUCAGACCAGCAGGUUCCAGUCCUAAUGAAUGCUCCCACCUGAGUUUGUAUGUGACUGCAUUUUUUUUUUUUUUGGAGGUGAGGAAGAUUGGCCCUGAGCUAACAUCUGUGCCAGUCUUCCUCUAUUUUGUAUGUGGGAUGCCACCACAGCAUGGCUUGCUGAGCGGUGUGUAGGUCCAUGCCCAGGAUCCGAACCAGCGAACCUUGGGCAAAGCAGAGCAUGCAAACUUAACCACUAUGCCACCAGGUGGCCCCUGCAUUUUUUUUUUAAACAGUGUUUUCAAUGCAUCACAGAUUCGUUUUGUUUUUGGCCUCCUGCAAAGCCCCCGGAUGAAAAUUUACCAAUCCUUCCUGCUUUCUAUUUUUAUGAAGACAAUCAAAGCUGGCCUGAGAAACCCAAUUUGUGACUUUUUAAAUGAUCAAUGAUGUCCUUAAAAAUGUGGUCUGCCAAUCUGUACAAAGUGGUCCUGUUUUUGUGAAGAGGGACGUGAGAUAAAAUGAUGUUAUACAUCAAUGUGUAUAUAUGUAUUUCUAUAUAGACUUGGAGAAUACUGCCAAAACGUUUAUGACAAGCUGUAUCACUGCCUUUGUUUAUAUUUUUUUAACUGUGAUAUUCCCCACAGGCACAUUAACUGUUGCACUUUUGAAUGUCCAAAAUUUAUAUUUUAGAAAUAAUAAAGAGAAAACUACGUAAGUGUUCCCAAAACAGUGGUGUGGUAAAUGUGUGAGAAGAACUAACUCGAUAGGAAGGGUCUACGAUACAAAAUGUAUUACAAAUACUCCUGUUCGUGUUUUUGUUUUAAAACGUGUAAAUGAAGAUCUUUAUAUUUCAAUAAAUGAGAUAUAUAUAUAAUUUAAAGUUAUGCUAAGGUUCCAGGAUUUUUGUCUUUAGUUGGAUCGUAUAGAUUAAAGCAAUCCUAUUCAAUUUAUUUUGUUAGCAGCAUUCCAGGAGGACUCUGUCUUAUUUAUUUGAGCUAGUUCGUUUUCAGACCCAGCAUUUGACUUAAAGGAUGACUGGCUCUUGGCUCAUCUUUGAUCCUAUCAUUUAGUUUGUUUGUUAUAAUAGCGUUUUAUUGUGUGGUGUUUUUCUCCCCUUCAGAAGACAUACGAGACUGCAUUUACUCUGGACAGCACUCAAACAUUGUAGAAGUUCCUAAAAUAAAAGGUUAAACGCC